AGGAGGGGACAGAGCCAGGCCGGUUCAGCACUAGGCUUUUCUCUGCAGACCUGGAGGCUGCAGCUGAGACUGAAAACACCAGUCUGAGCUCCUGUAAGACAUCAGGUUCUCUGGGGCUGGCCACCUCCCAGGGCAGGACUGUGGGGAGCUAACUGGCCGAAGACUUGGGGAACCAAGCUGCAGCAGCUGAGCCGAGAACCACCUCUGUGCAAGAAAAAACAAACAGACCACUUUACUUUCCAUCCUGCCACCGGAGGCAGCCACAUCCUCCUCACAAACCCCCCGGCUCCCAUGGAGGCUUCAGCCGUGGAGCUGGACCUCCAGCGGAGCGUGCAGGCUGUGCUUCGGCAGCUCAGAGCCCAGGCCCCCGACCUACAGAGCAGCCAAGGCAUGUGGAGGUGGUCUCUGCACAAGAAGGUCGACAGAGAUCCGGGGAAGAGUCCGGCACUGGUCCGCAUUCUGCUCAGAGAACUGGAGAAGGCGGAAAGCGAGGACACUCGGCAAGUCGUCAUUCCCUUGCUGCACACUCUAAUGUACGUGCUCACUAAGGCCACAGGCAUCCCAGAGGAGCUCUACCAGAGGACCUACACCCUUUGCAUGCGGUUACUGACACUGCCCUCCCCCUACUGCACAAUCGCCCUGGACUGUGCCAUACGGCUGAAAACUGAGACAGCUGCUCCAGGGACGCUGUACCAAAGGCUGGUCAUUGCCGAGCAGAACUUGAGGAGUGAACUGUAUCCCUACCAGGAGAGAGUGCUCCUCUUCGUGGAUCCUGAGCUGGUGUCUCCCUCCGUGUGCAGUGCGCUGCUGCUGGAGAUCGAGGCUGCACAGAUCCAGCAGACGCCCGAGGCUUGCAUGCGCCAUGUGGUCUCCCACACCCUGCAAGCAGCCCUGGGGGAGGCCUGCCGCACAGAAGCUCUGCAAAGGAAGCUGAAGGCCAGCCCCCGUCGCGCCCUGGAACGCUACUUCCACGCCGUGGUGGCAGCAGUGGAACAGAUGGCUAGCGAGCCCAGCUCGAGCCGAGUGGGACACCUGGAGAGGCUGGAGGAGAUUUACUGCUCGCUGCUGGGGCCAACGGCGGCCGCCAGGGGGCGCUGCGGAGGUGACCCCCUCCAAGACCGGCCACCGAACAUCCCCCUGCCCAGCCCGCACAUCACCUUGCACCUGUGGACUGAUGAGGAGCAGCUCUGGAAGGAACUGGUACUCUUCCUGCGCCCGAGGUCCCUGCUGCGCCUCAGCGCUGACCUGGAGGCCUUGGAUCUGCAGGGCCUCCUGCCAGACCGGACGCUGGCCCGGGAGUCCGUGCUGUCCACGGACAGUGGCAUUGAGCGGGACUUUCCUCUGGGGGCCGAGGAGCCGCCCACGACCGGCAGCCCGGAGAUGGAGCACGCCGGACUGCAGCGCAAAGGGGGCAUCAAGAAGCGGGUGUGGCCCCCGGACAUCUUGAUGCCCGGCAGCUGGGAUGGGCCCCCGGGGCUGCACCGGAGGACGGGCAGGCCCAGUGGGGAUGGAGAACUGCUGCCCGGUGUCUCCCGGCUGCACACGGCCCGGGUGCUAGUGCUGGGCGACGACCGGAUGCUCGGGCGCCUGGCCCGGGCCUACCACAGCCUCAGGAAACGGGAGACCCAGAUGUUCUGCCUCACCCCACGACUGAGCCUGCAGCUCUACUACAUCCCUGUGCUGACGCCUGAGACACUGGCAUCGUCCAGGCACUCGGAGCUCGGAGAGCUGGCUGCCUUCCUGGGCCGGGCAGACCCGUGGUACGAGAGCACCAUCAAUACCCUGUGCCCGGCCAUCCACAAGCUGGCAGAGAUGCCUCCCUCCCUGGACACAUCCCGGAAUGUAGACCCCUUCAUCCUCGAUGUCAUCACCUACUAUGUUCGCAUGGGCACCCAACCCAUCUAUUUCCAGAUCUACAUGGUCAAGAUCUUCUUCAGUGACCUGAGCCAGGACUCUGCAGAGGACAUUUUCCUCACCGAGCUGAAGGUGAAGAUCCAAGAAUCCAAAUUCCCCAAAGAUGUUUCCUCGCCCAGGAGGAGGGGUGCAGUCGAGAGCCCUGGGGCUGAGCUCUCCCUAGGCUACCAGAAGGCCCUGCUCAGCCACCGGACCCGAGAGGUUACCAUUUCCCUGAGGGCCACUGGGCUGGUUCUGAAGGCCCUUCCAGCCAGGGACACUGAUGACCACACGUGCCUGAAUGUUAGCGUGACGGAGGUUGUCAAGUCCUCCAACUUGACAGGAAGGUCCUUCUCCACAGUGACAAACACCUUCCGGGCAGCCAACAUCCAGAUCCAGAGCCAAGACCAGAGGCUGAUGACGCUGGUGCUGGACAAGGACAAUCGGCGCACUUUCAGGGAUGUGGUCAGAUUCGAGGUUGUUCCCUGCCCAGAGCCAUGUUCCGGGGCCCAGAAGUCCAAGGGGCUCUGGCUCAGCUCACACCAGCAGGAGAUGGAAAGGACCAGAGCCAAGCCCAAGCCCCUUCUAAUGCCCAUCAACACGUUCUCCGGCAUUGUCCAGUGAGCCUGAGGGUACAGCAGAAGUACUGAGUCUGAGAGCCUCGAGCCCAAGAAGAAGGAUACACUACCCUACCAGUCCCAAAUACUCACACCUCUGGCCGGAGCAAGGCCGGGCUACCCUGGACAGUUUCCAGCCCUGACCAGGAGCCAGCGAGUGCCCAGAGCACAAGGCAGCUGGCGGUGAGGGGUGAUGGAGCAGGGCCCACUGGAAGGCCCAAGGAUGUCCCCGGCACAGCUGCGCACACACACAAAGCCCAGCUCCUUGCACAAAGGUCUGCUCCUUCAUUGAUUUUCAGUUCCCACCUCUCCCACUCAAGCUCCCACAAAGCCCUUAAAACCAAAGUGACAGCUGCUGUUUUGGCCAGGGGCCUGUGUCCUGGGGGGAAAUGGGAAGUAGACAAAGGCAACUACACCUCCUCCUCCUCCCAAGUUUGCUCCCUUCCCUGACUCCAGCCUCUACCCACCCCCACCCACUCCCAGGCAGGCUUCUCUCCCCGGUGAGAGGAAAGUGUCAGAUUCAAUAAAUGCACACUAAAGUGUUUCUGCUUUUAUCUAA
Molecule: messenger RNA, 3069 nt
Organism: Phyllostomus discolor (pale spear-nosed bat)
Lineage: Eukaryota; Metazoa; Chordata; Mammalia; Chiroptera; Phyllostomidae
Gene: PIK3R6
Product: phosphoinositide-3-kinase regulatory subunit 6
Exons: 20
Coding region: 292-2517 (741 amino acids)
Biological process (GO): G protein-coupled receptor signaling pathway; positive regulation of MAP kinase activity
Cellular component (GO): phosphatidylinositol 3-kinase complex, class IB
Molecular function (GO): 1-phosphatidylinositol-3-kinase regulator activity
Source: RefSeq, a predicted model, not a curated record